Temnothorax curvispinosus is the source of this 1392-nucleotide messenger RNA. RefSeq names its product craniofacial development protein 2-like. The transcript has 4 exons. NCBI's taxonomy places the organism in Eukaryota, Metazoa, Arthropoda, Insecta, Hymenoptera, Formicidae. The coding region runs from base 1 to 1392 and encodes 463 amino acids. The record is from RefSeq and is a predicted model, not a curated record. Gene Ontology annotation, molecular function: catalytic activity.
AUGGCGGAUCCUUUAGAUCCCUUGUUGAAGCCCGGUAACCCGCGAGCUCCCGAAGACGAAACAUCCGGAAAUACGUAUAAACGAAAGAGAGUCGAUGUUACGGAACAACAAUUUGAUACGGCCUUUCAGAAAUUUAUGGAAGGCAACUCUACGAUGGACGUCGAGGAACAAACUACGAGCCGACGAAGGAAUUCACUUCCCGACGGGCAGAGGGGUGAGAAGACUAAUAAGGGAACCCUGGCUGGAAAAAUGAAAAAAGUGGCUGAGGAGCGCAGCAAGUUUAACUUCGAUAUCGUAGCCUUACAGGAAGUAAGGUGGAAGGAUGCCGGGAAAAUAAAGAGGAAGGAGUUCGCGAUCUACUACAGCGGAACCCCAAAUAAGGCUGGUCAGAAAGGAACAGGUUUCUGGGUAAAUAAGGAUAUGAAAAACAAGAUCUUGGGAUUUGAGCCAAUGAUUAAAAAAGCGACUCCACGAUGUGGAGUCGCUCUAGAAAAUGUGUCAAAAAUGAAACACCCAUAUAUGCCCACGGAGGAUAGUGAGGAGGAGGAAACGGAGCUAUUUUAUCAUAUGCUAGAAAGAACCUGCGAGAGCAUAAAUAAAUACGACACAUUGGUAUUACUGGAAGAUUUUAAUGCUAAAAUAGGGAAAGAGGAUUUUGUAAGGACAGUCACGGACAUGCAUUCUCUGCAUGACGAAACAUCUUCUAAUGGACUUAGGCUGUGUCAGCUGGCGGAGAGUACAGCUUUAAGAAUAAUGAGCACAUCCUUUCCUCAUAAAGAUAUACACAAGGGAACCUGGAGGGCACCGGAUGGAAGAACGACAAAUCAAAUAGAUCAUGUUCUCGUAAACAGAAGAAGAAGAUCUAGCAUUCUUGAUGUCAGAGUGUGCAGACAUGCAAACUGUGAUAGUGACCAUUACCUUGUAAAGGUCAAGGUAAGGCAGAAAAUAUUCGGCUCCAAUAAAGAUAAAAGGAAGAAGAGACUAAAAUGGGACGUAGGGCGACUAAAAGUUGAAAAAGUAGUAGGGGAUACUUUUAGGAAGAAAAUAAAUGAGGAGUCCCAAAGUGGAGAGGACAUAAAACGGACAUGGGAAGCCAUAAGGGAAGCAAUCACUAAAGCCGCGAAAUUAGCUAUCGGAGAAAAACAGCGCGGUCGUAAUGAGGAAUGGUUCGAUCAAGAGUGCAGAAAUGCGAUAAAGGCUAAAAAUGAAGCAAGGAGAGCGGCGCUACAAAGAAAUACCAGAGGAGCACGAAGAGCCUAUAAAGAGGAAAGAAGAAUAGCGAAAAAGCUUUGCAGACUUAAGAAGAAGGAAGCGAUGAAUAAAAAACUGAAGGAAAUCAAUGAACUGCAUGAAAAGCGUAAUAUCCGUGGAAUGUAUGAGAUGACUAGAUAG